Messenger RNA from Chanos chanos (milkfish), 11349 nucleotides. It is a transcript of the gene szt2, whose product is annotated as SZT2 subunit of KICSTOR complex. Gene Ontology annotation, cellular component: peroxisome. Lineage: Eukaryota; Metazoa; Chordata; Actinopteri; Gonorynchiformes; Chanidae. The record is from RefSeq and is a predicted model, not a curated record. The transcript has 77 exons.
AACACGGUAUGGCCGAGAGACAAGAAAAUGAGGUGGAGGAGGCAGACCAGGUUUACCUGUUGAUGAAGAAGGAGUACCGGAUUUCCCGAAAUGUGCGUCUAUCUUGGUUCCUCAGCAACCUCAACCAGGUCAUCCGACCUUCCCUAACCAGUGAUCUGCUGAAGUCUGACAAUGAGCUGGACGUGCUCGGUAUCCUCCCUAAAGGAUGUCAGCCGGACAGCGCCUCCUCCUCGCUCCCGUUUCUCCUGGUGCCCUCCACCCAGGUCACUUUCCUGGCCCGCCGAUACCGCUUCAUCAUCGAGCUGGAUCUCAGCCCCUCCACGGGGAUUGUGGACGACAGCACGGGGGAGAUGAUAUUCGAUGAGGUCUUCCACGCCUUGUCGCGCUGCCUCGCCGGAUUGGCUAGACCCUUCAAAGUGCCUGGUACUGAUCUGCUGUUCCAGCCGGAGAUCUUCGUCACCAUCCUCGCCUAUUCCUCCAUCGUCGGGCUCAGCUCUCACCAGGUUUUGGUGCAGGGCUGUCAGUUAGACUCCACAGACUUGGACCAGUUUCUCCAUCGGAUCUACCAGCAGCUCAGAGCAGUGGAAAACAGCAUCGCUGAAGUUCUCCAGCAGCAGCACCAUCAGUGUGAUGGUUCCUCCCUCUAUGCUGAUCCGUCGGAGGAGCCCCCCCAGAGGAAGCCAGGCGUUUCCAUGGUGCCGGCGGACGUGGGGCUGGUCAGUAUGGUGAGGCAGGGGAUCCUGGCCCUCCAGCUCCUGCCUCCAAACUCCAGUGCAGGGAUUAUAAUUAUCACUGAUGGGGUGACCAGUGUGCCGGAUGUGGCUGUGUGUGAGGCUCUGUUAAACCAGCUGAGGAGUGGAACCAUCGCAUGUUCUUUUGUCCAGGUUGGAGGAGCAUACUCGUACGACUGCAGUUUUGGUUAUAUCCCUAACGUGGAGCUGAUGAAGUUCAUCUCCAUGGCGACCUUUGGUUCCUACCUGUCCACCUGCCCUGACCCUGACCCUGAAUGCCAGGAGAUGAACACUUACCACAAGGCUUUUCUCACCUACUCCUUCCUCAGGACCAGUGAGUCCAUGAACCCAGACUACUACUGCUUCUCCCAGCAUAAACUCUUUAACGAGCACCUGGUGUCGGCCAGUGGAAAUCCGGCUCUUGUGAUGCGGCGGAAGAAGCACACAGAGAAGGAAGUGCAUGCCAACCUUGUCAGCGUGGUGUCUGUCAGACUGAGGGAGGGCUACAGCAUCCGAGAGAUUAAUAUCACCAAAGGGGGCACCCAGCUGGAGGUGAAACUGGUGUUGCUAUGGAAACACAACAUGCGCAUCGAGUAUUUGGCGGUGGCAUCGUGGCCCCUGGAGAUGGACAAGCGCACGACGUGGGUGGAGGUGACGAUGGAGGGCAGCUACGACAUCCUGCACGACAUCAGCUGCACCAUGAGAAAGCCCAUCACCAGCCCGUACCGCACCUCCGUCAUACGUCGCUUCUGGAACACGCUGCAGAGCAUAAACCAAACAGACCAGAUGUUGGUCCAUCUGCAGUCUUUUAAUUCCAUCCCAGAACAUUAUACAAUCCCAGAGAGCACUAAGAAUGGCGUACCGCUCUUCUAUAUUCCCCCGGGAUCCACUACACCUGUCCUCUCCCUGCAGCACAGCGGCUCAAAAGACUCCAGCCAAUCACAGUUCGCCUCUUACUGGAAGCCCAUUCUCUCUAUGGAUGCCAACUUCUGGCAGCGAUGGCUACACAUGCACCGGAUUACCAUCAUCCUGGAGCAUGACAUGCCUGUGCCAAAGCAUGUCCAUAAUGCAGGCAGUAAUGGGCGUUUCAGUACCGUUCAGUGUCGGAUCUCUCACUCUGCCCUCACCUCCCUGCUCAGAGACUGGAGUAGCUUUGUCCUGGUGGAAGGCUACUCUUAUGUCAAACUCAUAUACAGCGCUUCCGACCAGCCCCCCACCUCCUUUUACCUGGUGCGUCUGAUCUCCAAAGCCCCCUGCAUGGUGCUUCGUCUAGGCUUCCCCAUAGGAACAUUGGCUCAGACCAGAAACAAGAUUGUAGACGAGCUUCGGGAGCAGAUUCUGCGGCUCCGUUUUCCCCAUCGCAUUCAGAAUAAAGAGGCCACCCCAAAGACCAAAAGGAAGAUCCUGGGUAACGCCUCACCCUCUAAAUCACCCCCUCCACCCGUGGCUAAGUCCGCCCUGUCUGACCGACCCUGUGUUGUACUGCUUAACAAACCUCUGGAGAAACUACUGAUCAGGUACGAAAAGCUCCCCAUGGACUUCCGCGUACCGUUCAUCCUCAGCCUGGAGCCCUUCUCCCAGCCGCCCGGUACGUCUGCCCCCCUCAGCGUGGCCGUGAGCCGCACCGCCUCCUCCACGCUGGCCUCCCUGUCCCGCUACUUCCUGCACCAGCGCUGGGUGUGGACGGUCCAGAGCAGCCCAGGAGCAGCCAUAUCGCUGCAGGCCGUCGCCCACAUCCUCUCCAUGCUCUCUGAGAUUCGUCUGUCUGAAGGUUUCCAUUUCGCUGCUAGUGGAGAGGGUAUCGUCAGUAUGGUCACCGAACUGCCCAUGAAGGUAAAAGAAAAACUUUUUAUUUGAAAUAUUGUGCCUGCUGCUUUGGACAGAGACGGUCAAACGUGUAUUGUCCAAUACAUCCUUUUCCCACCCCACUCCACGACCACAAAGGACAGUUUCUCCACAGAUGAUGAUAAUGACACAGAGGUGGAGGCCAUAGAUGUUGACACAGAGCUGAACCUGGUGACGGAGUGCUGGGUGGAGCCGCAGAGUGGAACUGUGUGUAGUCCUCUGGACCAGCAGCGCCACUUCCAGAACCUUACCUACCAGGAGAUACCUCAAGCAAUUUUUCCUCGUGAUCUUGGCUGUAUGUCCACCAUGAUGACGUUAGAGUACCUUGUUCAGCUUUGUCAGAAUAAAGAGCAGAUCCACACUCUCAAUGGGGUCAAGGACUCAACGGGGGGUGAAGCUUCUCCUCUGGCCGCCGGCGCCGACGAGUGCAUCCACACUGUGCCCUUCCAGUUUGAUCUGAUGAAGCUGCUGCCCAAAUGUCAACAGAUUGAACUCUUCUUCCUCGCUCUUAGCAAAGUGGACAGCGAGGACACGUCGCAGAGUGCCCCUUGUCUGCCCAACGAACUCCUCCUCAGCCUCUUCCACAACUCCUUACAGCAUGAACUCAGUGACCGAGAGAUCCCAUUGGCCGAUGGAGAUCACGUGACCUUUAUGCAUCACAUCUUGGAGAGGGAGAGAGAUGGACAUGUAGCUCCUUUCUCUCUUCCAGUCAUUAAAGAGGAGAGUCUCAGACCACCUGAGAGGCAGGACACAGUGCUGUCAUUUCACACUAUAGGGAGCAGUAAGGAGGUGACUGGUUCCACCAGCACUCUACAGAGUUUCAGUAAUGCAGAACUGGCAGAUGAAGAGCCGGUUGUAGUUGUAGAGAAUGACUGCUCUACCCCUCAGUGGAAGUGUUACGGCAAAUAUAUCAGCCCUCAGCAAGUUCUGCUCACCUUCCUCCCUGCCACAUUUACAGAUGUCCAAUUAUUGAUGUCAUCUGGCUUGGAAACUGAACCACCAAUCACUGGUGGUCACCAAGAGGAAGCAGAUGCCCUCAGUCAAUGCAACAGCCAGUGUCAAACAGAUGUCAACUUUGACUCCACCAAUGGGCAAGAGUGGGUGGAGCCUGUGAUAGAAGAAGGAGCCAGUCAGCAGGGGGGAGCCUCUGUCAGUGGGCAUUCAGGUUCCCUGGGUAGCCCAAUGACGGAGCAAGUGAACUUUGAGAACCGAGACACUGAGCCAGCCAAUGAAAGCGCAGGCCCAGAUGUGGAGGAGAAAGAGGGGGUGCAGUUUGCAGAGCCACAGAAGAGAGAUUUCCAUAUAACGUUCAGCAGACAGGUGUCCCAGCAGAGCACAGGGGAAAGCGUCCGCCCUCGCUGCCCUGUGUACAUCUACAACUGUUCACUGGAGUCCCUGAAGGAGCAGCUAAUACAUCCACACACCUGCCGACAGCCUCGGGACAUUUUCUUCAGACCUCAAGAUGCAGACUCCUGGGAGCUCUAUCAGCAAAUGAAGUACAGGUCUCUCUCUCAGGAGCGUAGCAGUGCUGCCUCCUGGACUGAGCUGAUGGCUCAGCCUCACAAGCACAAAGAACUGGCCAACUACUGUAGUCUGCUCCAGGAACACUACCACCAAAGCUACGUAAAAGGGGUAUUCCGGAGCCUGCAGCAGUCCUACAACAUUUGUUCUCAGGACAUUCUGACCGCCAUGGACUACUGCGAGGAAUCCCUGCAGGAGAUCGACAUUACUUCCUUCCUGCAGACACUCUGCGGACACAUCCGGGUCUUCCGGGAACGCCACGAGCUGCAGGGCUUGCCUGCGAUGCCCAGGCAGCCGGCCACCUUCAUCAUCGGAGAGGGAGAGGAGGAAGGGACAGACAGGGCCACCCUGGUCUCCUCAUCCAGUGUGGAGAUGGAGGACCUCAGUGAGGCGGAGUCUCGGGGAAAACCCUCUGCCCCCACCUCCCCUCUGGCACUGGACGAACCCACGUCGCCAAGAAUCCCAGAAUUCCCCCUCUCGCUGCUGCAGUCCCAGCAGAAGUGUGAGGUUUAUCCAGACCUUCACAAAAUCAUUCAGGACAAAUUCAUGGAAAUAGGUGCUCAGUAUUUCAAGACCGUGCCUUCUAACCCACACUACUUUUUCUACUGCCCUCCUUCAGCUAAGAAAGAGGACUCAAUCGGAGAAGAGCAACGGAGACCCAGUUUGGAGUGUGAAGUGUCAGAGGCUGAGCUUGCCACAGAGGACGAGAAUGUAUCCGGUUGCUGCAUCGUGACUGAGAGCGACACCGACCUGGAGGUGGAGUAUCAGGAGCGCGGGAGUGGAAAGGAAGAGGAUGGAGCAGAGGAAGGUGGCAAGGAGAACGAGUCUCUGUCAGACUCCAACACGGUGAACCAGGAUGAGGACUCCUUCAGUAUCCUGGAGGGCGAUUCGCUCCUCGAACCCGAGGGUCCGCAACCCGAGAUGCCUCCUCUCUUUGUCCACCUCACCUGCUCGGUCAACAUGAAGAGCUGCCACGGGUCCAUGCCCAUACAAACACUGCCCACCUGUCUUGGUGAGGUCAUUUCUUGUCUGGAGAAUGCAGAGUCUCUUCAGUCAGUGGGUUUGAAUGAACUAUCUGUUACUCUAGACAUCUUUGUGUUAACACUGCCCCUGGAGAUCGAAGUCAUGGCUCCUGACUUCAGCCACAACAGGUAUACGUCCGAGAGCAGCGUGUCCAUGAAUCGUUCCCCUGGGCAGCCGUCGUCUUACCGCUCAGAUGAGGAGCUGAUGGGUCAUCUGAACGGCCUACGAGGCGUCGGCAUGGAUGGUGUUUCAGGAGAUCCUCUGUCCAAACUGCCAGUUCUUCACAAACAGGCUGUGUUAGCCACCAUGGAUGAGAUCCGCUGGCUGUUGGAGGAUGAGAUUGUAUCUGCUCUGCGCCACUCUCGCAUAAUAAAUGCCUCCACGUUGCAGAAGGUGGCCAAACACGUGUACCGCUCAAGUGGGCGACCACGGUGCCACUAUGAGGUUGUGCCCCUCCAGUUUGUGUUUGGGCCAGAGCAGUCCUUGGAGAAAUUCAAAGAGGAGUUCAGAAGGUUGUCAUUCACGGGAUACCUGCUUAACUCGGAGCAGGACAGCUUCUACUAUAUGUCCACUAGCAGACACCACCCUCAAAGGCUCCAGGCUGCUCAGAGGCUCUCUGAGAGUGCUGCCUACUCCACAGAGGCGGACACAACGACGCAGCCAACCAAUCACUGCCCUGAAGGAGAUGAUGGCUUCAAAGGCUCGGCCAAUACCAGCACUCCUGGGAAAGAGCUGGACAGCGAGGUUGAGAGCGAGGAGACGAAGCCUGAGGAGGAGGUGGAAGGAGGGACUGUCGACUGUGAAUCGGUCUCAGAUCAGCCUGAUCCGGUCAAAAGCAGGCAGGGUGACCCCGACGAAGUGCGCCCCCAGAGUGCGGUCAGCAGGACGGUCAACCUGCAGGCCGGCAGUAGCACUGACCGCUCUUCAGAACAGACGUCCCCGCCCAAAACCCCUUCUGCCGUCAGCCUAGCCGAGUCUGUGCAGUCCGUUACGCACAGCAGUGGGAAGUUGAGACCUAGCCGUAUUCAGAGCGCCGUCUCCAGCCAGGGAAGCCUGGAUUCAGACAUGCUGGGUUAUGAUGGAGGCAGCAGUGACUCUGAUUGUGAGGGUCCCACCAUGGAGGAGCAGGAAACUCAGAGACGACACCUGCCUGAUUUCUGGCUCAUCAUUAAAAUCCACCAGGACAGAGUGGAGGUCUUCUCCCACUCAAGGAGUUUUAAUGGAGAGAAGGAAGAGAGAGAAGGAGGAAGAGACGAAGAAGAGGAGGAGAUUCCAGAGUACUUGCGUCUUCAUCAGCUGGUGGUGAGGAAGAUUGGGGAGAUCUGUCGCAUUGUGAACCAGCGCCUCCUCCUACAGGACCUGCACGACAGCCACGUGUGUAACUCUCUGCUUGUGGCCGAGAGCGAAGAAGACAUCUGGAAGAAUGAGACGCUGUACAAGCCAAGGAUGGUCAACUCUGACGACUACAAUGCAGAUGAGAGUUAUCAGCCAAGGGAUUACUUGGCUGCCACUAUGCAGUUUGUCCCUGGGCAUUUUGCCUGCGACGUGGUCUGGAGCACCGUCAUACACAUUCACCCUCGUCUCAAAAUGGGACCUAACAUGGGCGUGUCCAGAGCCAUCCAGGCUCUGCGCUCAGUACUCAGUGCCUUCUGUGUGGUCAACCGCAAGAACAUGUUUGUUUAUCAGGAGCGCACCACCAAGUCCGUCUUCUACCUCAGACUCUCGGAGACCUCGCAGACCGGGAAGUAUUCCGACCUAGAUGGGAACUUGCACACAUCUCGCUCUGUGGGCUUGGCUCGGAGCCAGGAGCCGCUGUACUCCGAGGACCUCUCGGGUUCCCGGUCAUCUCUUGAAGGUUCUAGGCCUGUGGGACAGGUGGACAAACACAUUUUAUUACUGGUCCAUGGAGUGGGGAGUGCAGGUCCUGAGAUAACAGAUGAGCUGGUGAAAGUACUGAGGAAGCGUUUAGACGAGGCCACGCUGGACAUCAUCACUGUAAUGCUUGUUAGAAACUGCAAACUCACCCCAGCAGAUGUGGAGUUCAUCCAGCCACCUGCUUCUCCAGCCACAGAGGUGAUGGUGUUUGCCCUGCCUCAGUAUUGUCUGCCCUGGAUCCCUGCUGUGGCCCAUUACCUUCGCCAGAACCUGCUUAUCUUUCUCCACAUCCCCAAAUACACUGACAGCAACAUGGAGCACCACUUUAAGCACCACUUCCACUUAAGCAGCGAGUUUCCCGACGCAGAUAUCUACCUCUACAAUAAACCUGGAGGCCAGGGGACAGGAGGGAAAGGUACCAUGUCGGAGCUCGUUCAGAACCUCUUCCCACCCUCCCAGUUCCAAGGCAUUGCCUGCAUUGCCCUGUCGUUUGUGGAUGCUCAAGGCUGCCCCCUACAGGUGCCACUGCAGGAUAGCGCUGCACCGCUGAGGGCAGGUGUCCCAGCUAUUUCCCUCCAGUCUGAGCAGUUUGAUGCCCUGACCACGGUUGUCAAGUUGGACACUCCCUCUCAGAGCACAGGUUUGCAGGUUUACGUCCGUUUCGACAUCUGGGAACAGGGUAACGUAAGUCCACUCCAACUGACGGACAAAUUACGAGGAGCCCUUCGCCAUGCGCUCUGUGAUGUCAUAAUGGAGAUGAGGGUCCUGCCCAAUCCUCUUUGUCUCGAGACAUUUUGCCUACCCACUGCCAGACCACGAGAAGACAGUAUGGGGUUGAGUCUACCUGCACCUGAGAAUAAGGAUGUGAAAGACAGCCCACGUCAGUUUAGUGCCACACAUGGGACGAGGAGCAGCCCCUCUCCUAUAACCCUCAUCCCAGCACUCAGCACCACCCCCACGACAGGAGGCGGCACCCCUGAAUCCACCACUCCGACUGGCAAGUCUACGAGACGCAGCUUCUGGGAGAUUCUGAGCAAACCGGAUUCCUCCGAACUGGGAAGCCCAAAAACGACGGACGACAUCGUGCAGGAGCGAGGGGAGGACAGUCGCGUCGGCCGGCGGAGGCAUAAGACGGAGAGCGUGAAGCAGCAGUGGAGUCAUGAGAGAGCCAUGGCUGUAGAGCUUGAGCAGGCACAGAGGAGGCAUGUUGCCCAGUUAGAGGAGGGGGAUAUCGGUACCUUGCACCCCAUCUACCAGUCCACCUGCCAGGCCUGGGUGGCAUUUAUGGCAAAGCUUGGUUGUCCAUCUAUCCAACAGUGCACAGUGGAAAUAGCCUCCCACUUUCUGUUGCCCUCCAUCCUCACUGAGAUUGUCAAUCUGGUCAGCUCGCUGGCCAGUGACACCACCGUCAAAGUGUUUGAGAGAACUAGCUGUGCUCAGGGAGACAUGUUUGUGCCCUUGUCUGUGAUUCACCACACCAGCCAACCACCUGGCACCAUCAGAAACUUUGUUCUCAUUGGCCGCAAUUUCCACCAAUGGCAUUGCAGCAUGGAACAAGAAGACAGUUCAGAUGAGGAACUCAACCCUGUGCUUAAUAGGUUCACACCUCAUAAGGGCCUGCAGCGCUUUGAGGCAUUGGAGCACAGCGAUUGGCUGAGCCCAGGACAGGCCUGGAGGGGCGUGGCUCCUCGACAGAGGUUCCUGCAUAUUCACAUCAUAGAUAAGAAGGUGACACUCUACACCUAUAACUGGUCGGUGGAUCUGGGUGCGUCUCUGAAUCGCGGACUGGUCAGGCUGAUCCAGUGGCAGAACGCUCGCGCCCAUGUGGUUAACUGCCUCCUGAGUCAGAAAAUGGGCCUUUUUCAUCACUACUGUUUCUCUGACACGCCUGCUCAGGAUGACCUGAAACAGCAGGACCCAAACCCUUUCCUGAACUCUACCAUAGAGGCGGAGGCUCUGCUGCGUAGCCCAGUGCCUCCUGUGCCAGGUAAGGACCAGGCUCGACUGGGCGGCUCCGGCCGCAGCCUGCUGCCCCUGUCCUUCCCCGGGGAGCUGAUGCCCUUUGACGAGGCUCUGAGGGACGUGAACGUAGCCCGGCCCCUUUCGUGCCAGGACGGCGCAGACAUAGUGGCACGGCACGGCGCCCAGUUACUGGACGUCAAAGCCGCGGAACGCAGAGAAAUGGAGAAGCAGAUGAAGAUCGAGAACUUGUUUGUGACCUGGCAGCAGAGGUCGGCCCAAUCCAACAUGCCCAUCUCAGCUACAGACCUGGACACUCUGAAACACUCUUCCCGAUUGGUCCAUUACUGUGCCACUCCUCUGCUCUUUGACUCCGUCUUCAGAAAGCAGAUUCAGGAAGAACAGAUCAUCCAGCCUCAAAUCAAGAAGCGGCACCGCUCCAGCGACUCGACGGCGUCUGGCCGUGACCGCAGCUACAGCACCGACUCGGCCGACAUGCUCCCCGGGCGGCUGAAAGAGGAACCCUGGCUGCAGGACAUCUCCAACACCUUCCUCCAGCAGUACGUCCAGUACCUCCAGAGCAUGGGCUUCAUCCUGGUACAGGUCCGACCCCAAUCGCCAGCCCGCAGCAUCGCUCGCGCUCGAGCCGCGAUGCUAAGUUCCCUGUCUACAGAGGGCAGGGCCUCUUUCUCCUCUUUUUCCUACAACAAACAGAAGAGCGAAGACAGUCCCAAGCAGAACAGUGCCUCAAACACUACCACCUACCACCUCCAGAGGGCACUGCCGGGAGGCAUAGUGUUGAUGGAACUGGCAUUUCAGGGAUGUUACUUCUGUGUGAAGCAGUAUGCGCUGGAGUGUUCACGGAUUCCCAUGGGACAAACCGUUAAUUCCCAGGCCUCUCUCCUCACCAAACCGCGUAGCAAGCUGUUCCCUGACACCGCCUCAGGCUCAGACACCGCGUUGUCCAUGCUCUUCACGGAAGAGUGCGAUAAGGUUCGGGAUCUGAUGCACGUGCACUCCUUCAGCUACGACUUUCACCUGCGCGUGGUCCACCAGUACCUGCUGGGCAGCCACAUGACUUUAAAACAGGGCUACCAACUUACCAACUUUCUGGAGGACUUCAUCGCUCAUCAUCCCGACAUUCCCAAGUUUGGACGGAACCACGUCUUCCAGGGGAGUUUCUCCGUUUCUACUGGGAUGAUCACUGCUCACCAGCUCUAUAAUUACAUCACUGACCAUGCGGGCACCUAUGGCAUGAAGCCCCUCCGUAUGUCCAAAGCUGCUGUUACCACCGACAACAAGAAGGGGGCGCCGAAUGCUGACCUCCACGAGUAUGCCUUGGUGGCUCUCUGGAACAGCUCAGGCACCUACAAAGACUUGGAGGGUUUGCGUCACCAUGAUGAUUUCGACGUGUCCCUGCUGGUUUGCCAUAACGCUGCUCCAUUUGAGGAACAGUCGGAGGCGGAGAGGCACCUGUUGAGGCUACGUUUUUACGUCAUAAUGACCAGCCAGCGCGAACUGUUCCCGAGGCUGACAGCCGACAUGCGACGCUUUAAGAAGCUGCCGCAAAUCCACCGAGACCACGGGGACCCAAGUGGGCGUCGUUCGCCUCUAGAAUGUCUGGAGUCGGGCGGGGCCGGGCGGGAUCCUGAACCCGACCUGUGGGAGGAGGGGUCAAAUUCUACCGCGACCUCCGUGGCCACCAGUCCUGCUAAUGAUGCUGGAGAGUCGUACCUUUGCAUGGGUCCGGUGGGAACCUCCGAGGAGGAUUCCACAGGGCUGUUCUACCCCUCCUCAAUGUUUCCGUUGCUGAAUUCGGAGGUGUGCACGGCGCAUAGGCGGAUUCAGAGCAGCGUGGAGCAGGCUAUGGGCCACUGUCGCAGGGAUAACCUUUGGAGAAGGCUCUUUCAUGGGGAGCACCCAGCGUUGGAUAAGCUCAAACUCAGUAAACUGGCCUUCGGUGAACUGGAGGAGCUGCUGGAGUCCGUGCAGAGCCGCUCUGUAGCCGAGAUUGACCCCCAACUGGACUGUUUCCUGACCAUGAGCCCUGGCUGGUACCACAGUCUCAUCAAAGUCUUGCUGUCGCGCUUUCCUCAGAGCUGCAGGCAUUUUGUGGAUGACAGCGGCAUUCAGUAUCUGGCUGUCCUGAAUCAGAAAUUCACCGACUGCUUCGUCCUGGUCUUCCUUGAUUCUCAGGCGGGAAAAACUAGUCUCAAGGUUGUUUUCAGAGAGCCGUUGCCAUCACAACCACACCCUAGCAACAGCCCUCCACCUCAGCUUGUGUCCAUGUACCACCACCUGGAGUCUGUGAUCAACACCGCAUGCUACAAUCUCUGGACAGGUCUGCUGUAGGACGCGCUCCUGACAGUGCAAGUGUGGAGGUGGAGAUGUUUUC